AUGUACGAGGACCCGACAAUUGUUGACCUUGUGAAGGACAAGAGUGGCGCAGAGCUCUUCAAGGAGCUGUACCGACUUCUCCCAUCUUUGUCAUUUGAGGACUAUUUCAAGAAUGGCGUGUGGCAGAACGACCUCAUGCGCUUGGACAUUGAAGUCAUCGACGCACAUCGAAGGGAGGCCGGAGCGCCGGACCCGCCAGCAAUGGAGGAUGUUGAGUUUCCACCUUUGCCUGGCAAUUCACAGGCAACCAGCUUGGGCGGCCUUAUUAGGGCCCUAGUGCCUGGAACCACUUCGGGCAUCGUUGUGCCACCUGGGGGCAGCCCUGUGGCAGCGAUGGCCCGGGCAGCCGCGGGGAUGCAGGCGGCUGCGCUGGUGGAUGGCGCAGAGGCCAUUGCACCAGCAGAGGUGAAAGCAUCCGCGCCGAUGGUGCCAGGUCCCUCCGCAACUCCAAUGGCCAAAACUGCUGCCCCGACGCCUCCAGUGGCACCGCCACUGGACAUGAAGGUCAUCGCUCUUUUCGUCUCCAAGUGGAAGCUGGAUCCUUCACGUGCAAAGACUGCUUUGGAGAAGCUGACGCCUUCCAGGAGUGCGCCGAUGAAGAUGCUUGCGAUUCUCAACAUCUUUGGGUCUCCCAUCCAAUUGUAUAUCCUGCAGGAGGCUCCGCGUGCCGUGCGAAAGCUCCAAGGGCCCAAGAUCUGGGCGUUCGGGUGCGAUGUACUGGAAGGAAAUGGAACACUGCAUCGAUGCUGUGUGGAGAAGGAGAUUUGCAUGCGCACUUGUGGGAUGCCAUGGAAGAAGUGCGGGAAGCAGUUCGAAAAAUGUGCGGAGAAGGCAUGUGAUAUGGAUGAGGGGUGCAUUGCUGUAGCUGAAGAGGCUGAUGUCCUAAUUACUGGAGGUGAGUCGCACUUUGGAGUUUGCAAAGCGCAUCGAGAAGCUCUUCAACUGCUUUGCGACUGUGUCUCACCGAAGGAGGCAGUGACCACCGCAGAGUUGCGGCUGACAGACUUCUAUUCCUCCUACCACCCUGAAAGGUUAGUUGAAGGAAAAGUCAAGGACAUUGAGGAGGUUUGGAAGAAAUGGCAGAAACGAGAACCAGAACUUUUCUUCGAGCUUGCACGCAAAUAUGCUGACCAAGCAACCACGCCCUGGAACUCCAUUAUUUGUUAUGCCCUGAACGUCCCACAGAUGCGGGGGGUGGUCGGUCGUCCACAUCGAGGUCGAACUGCGUGUGCACCCUGA
Messenger RNA from Durusdinium trenchii, 1239 nucleotides. The record is from the annotation of a GenBank genome assembly. Lineage: Eukaryota; Dinophyceae; Suessiales; Symbiodiniaceae.